Molecule: messenger RNA, 2919 nt
Organism: Vicia villosa (hairy vetch)
Lineage: Eukaryota; Viridiplantae; Streptophyta; Magnoliopsida; Fabales; Fabaceae
Product: receptor-like protein 15
Exons: 6
Coding region: 443-2806 (787 amino acids)
Molecular function (GO): protein binding
Source: RefSeq, a predicted model, not a curated record
ACUUGCACCGCUUUUUUUUUAAGGUUUUCCACAACUCAAAAAGUUGAAGACAUUAGACCUUUCAUAUAACUACCGUCUAAAUGGUUGCAUCUUGUCAAGUUUGAAUGGAUUAACUGCUCUAACAAAUUUAGACCUCUGUGGAAAUCAAAUGGGUAGUAACUUCUCCACUCAAGGAUUUCUUAAAUUCAAGAAGUUGAAGACAUUAAACAUGUCAAGUAACAAUCUAAAUGGUAUCAUUUUAUCAAGUUUGAAUGGAUUAACUUCUCUUACAACUUUGAGCCUCGGCGAUAAUUUGAUAGGCGAUAACUUAUCUGCUCAAGGUUUUCCACAACUCAAAAAGUUGAAGACAUUAGACCUUUCAGCUAACGGUCUAAAUGGUAGCAUCUUGUGAAGUUUGAAUGGAUUAACUGCUCUAACAACUUUAAACCUCUGUCGAAAUCAAAUGGGUAAUAACUUCUCCACUCAAGGGUUUUCAAAGUUCCAGGAGUUAGAAGACUUAGACCUUUCCGGAAAUGAUCUAAGUUGCAGCGACCUACCAAAUUUAUUUGGGUUCACAUCAUUAACAAGUCUGAAGUUGUACAACAACAACUUUAAUUAUUCUCUCCUUCUUUUAGAUAUGCAGAAUUUGAGAAAUUUAAAAUCGUUAGAUCUAAGCAAUAGUCACAUCGAUGGCUCAAUUGAAGGAUUAUGCAAAUUGAAGGAUUUGGUAGAGUUAGAUAUAAGCUAUAAUAUGCUUAGUGCUCCACCUCCUGAGUGUUUAAGCAACUUAACAAACCUCAAAGUUCUUAACCUUGGCUAUAAUUUGAUCAGUGAUUUUCCAUCCUUCAUUAGCAAUCUUACAUCCUUGACACACUUGUCCCUCUAUAAAAACUACAUGAAAGGAUCAUUUUCAUUGAGCACUUUGGCUAAUCACUCAAAACUUCAAGCAUUGUAUAUUUCAUCACAAAGCAUUGGAGCACACAUUGAGACUGAAAACAUAAAGUGGUUACCGAAAUUUCAAUUGAAGUAUCUUGUUAUCCGAAAUUGCAACUUAAAUAUGGACAAAGGAAAUGUGAUUCCUAGUUUUCUUUCAUAUCAAUAUAAUCUGAUAUUGAUUGACAUGUCCAGCAACAAAUUAGUUGGGUCAUUUCCAAGUUGGUUGCAGCAUAAUGAUGGCAUACAAUAUUUGGAUAUAUCAAACAACAGUUUAAGUGGUUUGCUUCCAAAAGAUAUUGAUAUAUUCCUUCCUACGGUUACAUAUUUGAAAAUUUCUCAGAAUAGCUUUGAAGGAAAUAUACCUGGAUCAAUAGGUAAGAUGAAAAAAGUUAUGUUUCUGGACUUCUCUUAUAAUCAUUUCUCGGGUUACUUACCUAAAAAUUUGGUCACUGAGUGCAAUGAUUUGCAAUACUUGAAGCUCUCCAAUAACUUUUUACAAGGCAAUAUUCCAAAAUUUUCAAAUUUGAUGAAUAUGGGAAUGUUAUUUCUCAAUAAUAACAACUUUACUGGAAACCUUGAAGAUGUGUUCGGAAACAAUACAAGACUAGAAUUGCUAGACAUAUCCAAUAAUUCAAUCUCAGGCACAAUUCCUAGUUCAUUUGGGAUGAAUGAGUUGUUUAUCCUUCUUUUGAAUGAAAAUCUAUUAGAAGGUUAUAUCCCCGUUGAGAUAUCGAACAAGGGACUUCUUGAAGUUUUGGAUCUUUCUCAAAACAAGUUAAUAGGGUCAAUCCCAAAUUUGAGUAUUUUUAAGGAGCUAAAGUACUUGUAUUUGCAAAAGAAUAAUCUCUCUGGAAAUAUACCAUUAGGAUUAUCUGGAAACUCGGAGCUGGAAGUUCUAGACUUAAGGGACAACAAAUUUUCAGGUAAAAUUCCCAAUUGGUUGGAUAAACUUUCAUACUUAAGUGUUCUUUUGCUUGGAGGGAACAACUUGGAAGGAGAUAUUCCAAUUCAACUAUGUCGGUUAAAAAAAAUCAACAUUAUGGACCUAUCACGGAACAUGCUCAAAUCUUCUAUACCGUCUUGCUUUCAAAAUUUGUCAUUUGGAAAAGAUGAUGUGGACAUUGAUACAUAUUCCAAAUUCACAGUGGGUAUAGGAUUAAUGCUCAGCAAAUCUACUUAUGUAGAUUCUUUCUUAACUCAGGAUGCUAUGAAAGUUCCAAAUGAUUUAUUUGAUCUAUUUCUUGUAGACCAAAGUUUGGAAGUCGAGUUCAGAACAAAGAAUAACUAUUACUUUUACAAAGGUAAAAUUCUAGCCAACAUGACUGGAUUGGAUUUAUCGUGCAAUAAGUUAACAGGUACCAUCCCUUCUCAAAUUGGGAACCUAGAGCAAAUUAGAGCCUUGAACUUAUCUCAUAAUUACUUCUCAGGUCAUAUUCCAAUCACAUUUUCAAAUCUUACCCAAAUAGAAAGCCUUGACUUAUCAUACAAUAACUUGAGUGGUAAGAUUCCCGGUGAACUGACCCAAUUAACCUUCUUAUCAAUAUUCAAUGUGUCUUACAACAACUUUUCUGGAACACCGCCUAUUACAGGACAAUUUGGAGGCUUUGAUGAAGAAAACUAUAAAGGUAAUCCUGGUCUUUGUGGACCACUUCUGGACCGAAAGUGUGACAGUGUUGCAUCUUCACCUUCAUCACAACCCCAUGAUAGUGGAGAAAAGGAAAGCAAAGUGGACAUGAUAUCAUUUUACUGGAGUUUUGCAGCAUCUUAUAUAACAAUACUACUGAGCAUCAUAACAAUGCUUUACAUCAAUGCACGUUGGCGCAUGGCCUGGUUUUAUUUCAUUAGUAAGACUAUACGUAAACGUUUUCCAAAUUUUCCAAAAUUGUAUUGAGAAUUUCCAUAUUAUCUGUUGAAAACUUUAAUUUUAGUCAAUUUGAUGUUAAGUUCUUUUGUAGACUUGCAUGUUGUUUGUGGAAACAUGUAAUAAAUUGUUUUAGUGUUGUU